GGUUUGGUUUCUGGUUUCUCUCAUCCUUAGUCGGUCUUUCCUCAUCUUUUCUCCAGUGCCUAUCGUGUCUGCGUAUCGACUCUGAGGCUCAAAUCUAUUGAGUUUGUACAAUCGGAACAAACUGGAACUAACUUGAAGUUCAAAUGGGAGAAGAAGAAGCAUAUAUGCAUCCGGAGACGGAUACGAACAAGAGGAAGUGGGAAGAAAUCCAGCUCGCGAAACAGAAAGCUCAGGAAAUUGUGGCUCGACUUGUUAGUGAUGCUGGAUCCAAGAGAACUCGCCUCGACGACUCCUCAGAGUCAUACUCCGGAGAUUUUCAAUCCAACUCCUCAUUUUCAGACCAUGCCCCAAAGCCUUCUGUUCAGCCUACAAUGAAUUCACAAACAGGAGCCUUUCCGUUUGCUGCACAAUCAGGUUCAUAUCAUGCUUUCCAAGGCACCAGUAAGAAAAUAGAGAUACCAAAUGGCAAGGUUGGAGUUAUCAUUGGGAAAGGAGGGGAAACGAUAAAGUAUCUUCAGCUUCAGUCAGGGGCUAGGAUCCAAGUAACCAAGGAUACAGAAGCUGAUCCAUAUGCUGAGACAAGACUUGUAGAAUUGUCUGGUACACCAGAGCAAAUUAGUAGGGCGGAACAACUAAUAAAGGAUGUUCUUGCAGAGACAGAUGCAGGGGGAUCUGGUCCAUCUGCAAAUCGUGGAUUGUAUCCUAUGCAACAAGGAGGUGAACAAGUUACGAUGAAAGUUCCAAAUGACAGGGUUGCUUUGAUUAUUGGUAAAGGUGGUGAAACCAUAAAGAACAUGCAAAGUAGGUCUGGAGCUCGUAUUCAGAUUAUACCGCUACAUCUUCCUCCGGGUGAUACUUCAACAGAAAGAACAGUAUAUAUAAAUGGAACUACUGAACAAAUUGAUUCAGCCAAAGAAUUGAUCAAUGAACUAAUCAGUGGGAAUCGUGUUAGAAACACAUCAUUCUCAGGUGGUUAUGCACAGCCGGGAUACCGAUCAACUGGAAACUGGGUUCCACCGGGGCCACCUCCAAUGCAACAGCCUGCAUAUGGGUUUGCACAGCCUGGAACAUAUACUUCACCACCUCCACCCUACUAUGGCAGCUAUCCUCCACCAGCUGGAUGGGAUCAGUCAAGCUCAUCGACUGUGCCUCCACCACCUCAGCAAGCCACUGGGUACAAUUACUAUGGACAGCCAACCCAGACAGGAUCUGUGCCACCUGAUGUAAGCUAUGGGUAUGGUCAAACCCCUUCAGCUGCCAGCCACGGCUAUGAUCAGGGUUACGCUCAGCAGACACAAACUUAUGGACAGGAUGCUAUAACACAGGCCCCUCAACAAGAUCAGCAAAAACCUUACGCAGCUCCAGGGUAUGGGCCGCCCUCUAUACCACCUCAAUUGGAUGGGACAACUGCACCUCAGUCUUCAACCCAACCACUGUCUGCAUAUCCGGCCCCUUACAAUCAGCCACAGGCAGCCUCAAUUGCUGGGUAUGGGACUCAGAGCUAUCCUGCGGCCCCAACACAUCAACGUGGGUAUGAUCAGACAGGAUUCACUCAGUCGGGGUAUGGAGCACAGCUACCAGUCCCUACUACGGCGCAGCAACCGGCUCCACUCCCUCCGCCAGCUCAUAUUCAACUCCCUACUUCACAACCAGCUUAUGGUCAAGCUGGGUAUCCUCCACAGCCAGCCCCACUGCAGUCCAGUUAUGUUCAGGGUACAAAUACUCCUGUUUAUGGGCAGUUACAGCCUCCCCUGGCAACCCAUGGGUAUUCGCAACCAGUGGCCUAUGGAGUAGAAAGAAAUGGAGAGGGAAAUAGUGCUACCCCAAGUUAUGGCUCUGCACCUGUGUCACAGGAAUCCACUCGUCCUCAAAGCUGAAGCAAUCAAUGGAUGGGAAACAGAGGUUCUAGAAUAGGGAACUCCUAUUCAAAUCCUGUUCCUAACUGCAGCUUUCUGCCAUAGAAAAUGGUCAGAAUUGGUGUUGAGUUAGAUUGGGAGUAGUUUUACAUGUUGAAUAGCUCAUUUGAAGACAAGGAGGGAGGGACUUGUCUGUGAAGCUUAAUGUUGGGGUGAUUUCCUUGAGUUGUUUAGCUUCAAUGGAUGAAUAAAGAUUGUGGGCAUAUUCGCACAUUCUAUUUUCUCUUGGGGGUGUGGUGUUUAGAUUUUGCGGUUGUUUUGUGAAAAUCCAGGGGAAAGAACUUUAUUAGAAACUAGGAGUGCUAGUAUAUCUAGUGUCCUUCAAAGUAGUUCAGAUAUUACUGUAAUUAAGUUUUUCUGUUUUAUUAAAAUCUUAAUAAUUUUAAGAUUAAGAUUAUUAA
Messenger RNA from Macadamia integrifolia, 2317 nucleotides. Its product is annotated as far upstream element-binding protein 2-like. Gene Ontology annotation, molecular function: mRNA binding. Bases 144 to 1877 code for a protein of 577 amino acids. The record is from RefSeq and is a predicted model, not a curated record. Gene Ontology annotation, cellular component: cytoplasm. The transcript is spliced from 8 exons. NCBI's taxonomy places the organism in Eukaryota, Viridiplantae, Streptophyta, Magnoliopsida, Proteales, Proteaceae. Gene Ontology annotation, biological process: regulation of gene expression.